GUUGAAGCAAAUGGCAUUUAAAAAAGGGCAAGAGACCAUUGAUCUCAAACUUAAAGCAAUUGGAAUGGACAUUGUACAAAAAUGUUGUGGAGUGCCUCUUGCUAUCAAAACGAUAGGUAGAAUAUUAUACUUCAAAGAGACAGAGGAUGAAUGGUUAUAUAUCAAGGAUAAAGAACUUUUAGAUGUAACUCAAGGGGAAAAUGAUAGUGGUAUCUUAUCAAUUCUAAAAUUAAGUUACAAUCAUCUCCCUUUACAUUUAAAGUGUUGUUUUGCUUAUUGUUCAUUGUUUCCUAAAGAUCAUGAGAUUUCAAAGUUAACAUUGAUACAACUAUGGAUAGCACAAGGAUUUAUCCAAUCAUCAAACGAAAAGCUAAGGCUGGAGGAUGUUGCUAAUGAGUACUUUAUGGAUCUACUUUGGAGGUCUUUCUUCCAAAAGGCUAGAGAAGAUCGUUUUGGAAAUAUUGUUAGUUUUAAAAUGCAUGAUUUAAUCCAUGAUUUGGCACAAUCAAUCUCAAACAUUGAGUGCACGCUUGUUGAUUCCAAUGCAGAAAAUGUCAAUAAAAAUGUUCGUCAUCUAUCAAUUGCAUUUGAAAAUUUUUUUGAGAAGAAUUUAAGCUUGUUAUUCAAAGCAAAGAAGGUACGCACAUUUAUAUUGACAUUCACUUCCUGGAUAGAUCUAGAUAAGGAUCUCUAUGAAGAUCUAGGCAAGGAAGAAUUAGCUCAUCAAAAAUCAACUCUCAAAAUACUUUUUUCUAGUUUUGGAGGCUUGCGUGCAUUAGACCUACAUGGCUUAAGCAUUGUUGCGUUGCCACAUUCUAUAGACAAGUUGGUUUAUUUAAAGUACCUUGAUCUUUCCAAGAAUAAAAUUGAAGUUCUCCCUGGUUCUAUUAUUAGAUUGCUUAAUUUGCAAAUAUUAAAUCUUAGUGAUUGUUCUCGGCUUAAAGAACUACCUGAAAACAUUCAAAAAUUGGCCAACCUCAGGUGUCUUGAGAUAAAUGGUUGUCAUAGUUUGACUCACAUGCCACCUGGAUUAGGGCAAUUGACUUCUCUUCAAGUAUUACCAUUAUUUAUUAUGACCCAGGAACCUGAAGCUGAUUUCUUCUCCAAGUAUUGUAGUGGUCUAGCGAAACUACUCAUUAUGAACGAGAAACCUAGAGCUAAUUUCUUCUCCAAGCAUUGUGGUAGUCUAGCCGAAUUGAACAAGCUAAAUAACUUGAGAGGAGAACUAUGUAUCAUACUUAAUCUGGCGCGGGUGAAAAAUGCUGCCUCAAAAGCCAAGGCUGCGAAUUUGAAGGAUAAGCAACAUCUUAGAAGGUUGAAAUUACAAUGGGAUAGGCAGAAGGCUAAGAAGGGUAAGGAUGUCGAAGAUGUUCGUAAUGAUGAAAAUUUAAUGAAAGGCCUUCGGCCACACCCAAAUUUAAAAAAUUUGUACGUGGAAUGGUACAAGGGUGUGAGAUUUCCUAGUUGGCUUGCUUCAUUGACAAAUCUUGUUGAAUUAGAAAUAUCGAAUUCAAUGUGCAAUCAUCUACCACCAAUGUAUCAACUCCCGUGUCUCCGAGAUCUAUCCCUUAAAUAUAUGCCUAAACUAAAACACAUAGCAACCUCUUCGCAUUCCUUUUCUUCAUACCCCUCCCCUUCUCUCUCCAAAUUAAAGUCUCUGUAUUUGAUUGAGAUUCAGGACCUGGAGUUUCUGGCAGAGCAGUGGUUGCAAAACCUGGCUUCUCUCGAGAAUCUAACAAUUGAGGCAUGUGCUGGACUAAAAUCUCUGCCUCUGUCUCGAUCCAUACAACACCUCACCUCCCUCAAGUCGCUGGAAAUUAGGGGCUGCGAGGAGGUUGAUCUGUUCAGUGAUGAUGACAGACGAUUUGUUAGCGUUACCUCUUUGCAAACUCUCAAAAUUUCAGAUGUUCUGUGCUUGAUUACUUUACCGGUGUGGAUUGGUAACCUUACAUCACUUCAAGACCUUGAAAUUGAGGGAUGUCCCAACCUGAAAUCACUUCCUGAAGGGAUCGGCAAUCUCUCCUCCUUACAAUCCCUAAUAAUCAAUGGUUGGUGUCCGCUUCCGCUUAAAAGAAAGAUACCUAAACAGAGGCGAGGAUUGGCGUAAGAUUGCUCAUGUCCCAUAUUUUCAAAUCAGCAACUAAUAUGCUUCCGCUUCUUUGGGCAGAUUUUUUCAAAGCAGAAUUAAAACAACUGAAAGGUGGCCGAGGAAACAUGAAAGGAUGGCCUACAAUUGCUUACGUGGAUGAACCAAUUCUUCAAAUUCUCAGAUAUGAGACAAGGUCAGAAUUCUAAACCAGCUAGAGUUGGUGCUCCUUCAAAAAAAUCUGGAAAUUCAGAGUGCCACUUGCUUUGGGAAAAUAGUUUGGCAAGGAAGAACUGAAUGCCAAUGCUUUCUCGUUACAAUUUUCUAUUGAAGAGGUUUUUCAGAAUUUAGAAAAAGACGCAUUAUUCUGUACAAAUAGAAGGUGACAUUUCCUUAUUCCUUCAGUAUUUGAAAUCAAUCACCACUAAUUACUAGAGCAUCAGAGAAAAGCUUCAGUUUUUCUUUUCCCACAAAGGUACGCUCUGUUGAUCUGACUGCCUAAUACUAUAUAGUUGAAAUAUCUAAGUUUUUGCACUCACUGGAUCUG
Quercus robur (English oak) is the source of this 2633-nucleotide messenger RNA. Its product is annotated as putative disease resistance protein RGA3. The record is from RefSeq and is a predicted model, not a curated record. The transcript has 4 exons. The coding region runs from base 11 to 2107 and encodes 698 amino acids. Gene Ontology annotation, molecular function: protein binding; ADP binding. Lineage: Eukaryota; Viridiplantae; Streptophyta; Magnoliopsida; Fagales; Fagaceae. Gene Ontology annotation, biological process: defense response to other organism.